GGUGGCGAGGCGGCCUGCGGGGUUCGGGCCCGGCCGACCGUGGGGAGGUUGCGGCCGCCGCGACCAUGUCGGCGGGCGGCCGUGACGAAGAGCGGCGGAAGCUGGCCGACAUCAUUCACCACUGGAACGCCAACCGGCUGGACCUGUUCGAGAUCAGCCAGCCGACCGAGGAUCUGGAGUUUCAUGGAGUCAUGAGAUUUUAUUUUCAAGAUAAAGCUGCUGGAAACUUCGCAACAAAAUGCAUUCGGGUAUCUAGCACAGCAACCACUCAAGAUGUGAUUGAAACACUGGCAGAGAAGUUCCGCCCUGACAUGCGCAUGCUGUCCUCUCCAAAGUAUUCCCUCUAUGAAGUGCAUGUCAGUGGAGAAAGAAGAUUAGACAUUGAUGAGAAACCUCUAGUUGUGCAGUUGAAUUGGAACAAAGACGAUCGGGAAGGGAGAUUCGUCCUUAAGAAUGAGAACGACGCCAUUCCUGCCAAGAAGGCUCAGAGUAAUGGACCCGAGAAGCAGGACAAAGAAGGCGUUAUUCAGAACUUCAAAAGAACUCUCUCAAAGAAAGAAAAGAAGGAAAAAAAGAAGAGAGAAAAAGAGGCGUUGAGACAAACCUCUGAUAAGGAAGAAAGGCCUUCUCAAGGGGAUGACAGUGAGAAUUCUCGACUGGCUGCUGAAGUUUACAAAGACAUGCCUGAAACCAGCUUUACUCGGACAAUUUCUAACCCUGAGGUGGUUAUGAAACGGCGGCGGCAGCAAAAGCUUGAAAAGAGAAUGCAGGAGUUUCGGAGCUCAGAUGGGCGGCCUGACUCGGGUGGGACGUUGAGAAUAUAUGCAGACAGUUUAAAACCCAAUAUUCCAUACAAGACAAUCCUGCUGUCUACUACAGAUUCUGCAGACUUUGCUGUAGCGGAGUCUUUGGAGAAGUAUGGUCUGGAAAAAGAGAAUCCCAAGGACUACUGCAUUGCCCGGGUUAUGCUUCCUCCUGGAGCCCAGCAUUCUGAUGAAAGAGGUGCUAAGGAAGUUAUUCUUGAUGAUGAUGAGUGUCCUUUACAAAUCUUCAGGGAAUGGCCAAGUGACAAAGGGAUUUUAGUCUUUCAAUUGAAAAGGAGACCACCGGACUACAUCCCAAAGAAAAUGAAGAAGCAUGUUGAAGGGAAGCCGCUGAAGGGGAAGGAUAGAGCUGACGGGUCUGGCUAUGGUUCUGCUCUUCCUCCUGAGAAGCUACCCUACUUAGUAGAGUUAAGCCCAGGGAGAAGGAAUCACUUUGCCUACUACAGCUAUCACACUUAUGAAGACGGCUCUGACUCUAGAGACAAGCCAAAGUUAUACCGCCUUCAACUAAGUGUGACUGAAGUUGGGACAGAGAAGUUCGAUGACAAUUCUAUCCAGUUGUUUGGCCCAGGAAUUCAGCCUCAUCACUGUGAUCUCACUAACAUGGAUGGAGUAGUCACUGUGACACCCAGAAGUAUGGAUGCAGAGACUUACGUGGAUGGCCAGCGCAUCUCAGAGACCACCAUGCUGCAGAGUGGCAUGAAAGUGCAGUUUGGCACUUCCCAUGUGUUUAAGUUUGUGGACCCCAUCCAGGACCAUGUUCUUUCAAAGAGAUCUGUGGAUGGAGGCCUGAUGGUCAAGGGCCCAAGACAUAAACCUGGAGCCGUUCAGGAGACAACCUUUGAUUUGGGAGGAGAUAUUCACAGUGGGACAGCAUUGCCAGCAAGCAGGAGCACUACUAGACUGGACAGUGACAGGGUAUCCUCUGCCUCCAGCACAGCUGAGCGAGGGAUGGUGAAGCCAAUGAUCCGACUGGACCAGGAGCAAGAUUAUCGCCGGAGAGAAAGCAGAACUCAGGAUGCGGCUGGGCCUGAACUGAUACUGCCUGCCAGCAUUGAAUUCAGGGAAAGCUCUGAAGAUUCUUUCUUAUCUGCCAUUAUAAACUAUACCAAUAGCUCCACAGUGCACUUUAAGCUGUCACCCACGUAUGUGUUAUACAUGGCGUGCCGGUAUGUAUUGUCCAGCCAGCACAGGCCCGACAUCAGCCCUACAGAGCGCACCCACAAGGCCAUUGCUGUUGUCAACAAGAUGGUGAGCAUGAUGGAAGGGGUCAUUCAGGAAGUAGACCAGGUUGAUCAGAAACAAAAGAACAUUGCAGGGGCACUUGCUUUCUGGAUGGCAAAUGCGUCUGAACUUCUCAACUUCAUCAAGCAGGACCGCGACCUUAGUCGGAUCACACUAGAUGCCCAGGAUGUUUUAGCACACUUGGUUCAGAUGGCAUUUAAGUACUUGGUUCACUGUCUCCAGUCAGAACUUAAUAACUACAUGCCAGCCUUUCUGGAUGAUCCUGAGGAAAACAGUCUGCAAAGACCAAAAAUAGAUGAUGUGCUGCAUACACUCACAGGAGCCAUGUCCUUGCUGAGGCGCUGCAGAGUCAAUGCUGCCUUGACCAUCCAGCUAUUCUCUCAGCUUUUCCAUUUUAUCAAUAUGUGGCUGUUCAACAGAUUGGUGACUGACCCAGAUUCAGGCCUGUGUUCCCACUACUGGGGAGCAAUUAUCCGCCAGCAGCUAGGGCAUAUUGAAGCCUGGGCAGAGAAGCAGGGGCUAGAGCUGGCAGCUGACUGUCACUUGAGCAGGAUUGUGCAGGCUACUACUUUGCUUACCAUGGAUAAGUAUGUACCCGAUGACAUUCCAAAUAUAAACAGCACAUGCUUUAAGUUAAAUUCUCUACAACUUCAAGCCUUAUUACAAAAUUACCACUGUGCACCUGAUGAGCCUUUUAUUCCCCCGGAUCUCAUAAAAAAUGUUGUGGCCGUUGCUGAGAACACAGCUGAUGAGCUCGCCCGCAGUGAUGGCCGAGAUGUGCAGUUGGAGGAGGACCCUGACCUACAGCUACCUUUUCUUUUGCCAGAAGAUGGCUAUUCCUGUGAUGUCGUCAGAAACAUUCCUAAUGGUUUACAAGAAUUUUUAGACCCUCUGUGCCAGAGAGGAUUUUGCAGGUUGAUUCCUCAUACACGUUCACCAGGUACUUGGACGAUAUAUUUUGAAGGUGCAGAUUAUGAAAGUCACCUUAUGCGUGAGAACACAGAACUGGCCCAGCCUCUGAGGAAGGAACCUGAGAUAAUCACUGUGACCCUAAAAAAGCAGAAUGGAAUGGGCCUCAGCAUUGUUGCAGCAAAGGGUGCUGGCCAGGAUAAACUGGGAAUCUACGUUAAGUCUGUUGUGAAAGGAGGUGCUGCAGAUGUGGAUGGACGUUUAGCUGCUGGUGACCAGCUCCUCAGUGUGGAUGGACGAAGUCUGGUUGGACUUUCUCAGGAAAGGGCAGCAGAACUCAUGACAAGAACCAGUUCGGUGGUCACACUUGAAGUUGCAAAGCAAGGCGCCAUCUAUCACGGCCUGGCCACCCUCCUUAACCAGCCAUCCCCCAUGAUGCAGAGAAUUUCAGAUCGUCGUGGCUCAGGUAAACCCAGACCAAAGAGUGAAGGUUUUGAACUCUAUAAUAAUUCAGCUCAGAACGGCUCCCCAGAGAGUCCUCCGCUGCCUUGGACAGAGUACAGUGAGCCAAAGAAACUCCCUGGUGACGACAGGCUGACGAAAAACAGAGCCGAUCACCGCUCCAGCCCCAAUGUGGCAAAUCAGCCUCCUAGCCCUGGAGGGAAGAGUCCGUAUGCCUCUGGAACAGCAGCUAAGAUAACAUCUGUCUCCACUGGAAACCUCUGCACUGAGGAGCAGACCCCUCCACCUAGACCUGAAGCCUAUCCCAUCCCUACUCAGACAUACACCAGAGAGUAUUUUACCUUUCCAGCUUCAAAAUCCCAAGAUCGUAUGGCUCCUCCUCAGAACCAGUGGCCAAAUUAUGAGGAAAAGCCACACAUGCACCCAGAAAGUAAUCAUUCCAGUAUUGCAAUCCAGCGUGUUACCCGUUCCCAGGAAGAGCUUCGAGAAGAGGUUUACCAACUUGAGCGGCAUAGAGUAGAGGCUGGCUUGGAUCGCAAGUGUGACAGUGAUUUGUGGAUCAAUCAGAGCUCCUCUGUGGAUUCCAGCACAUCCAGCCAAGAGCACCUGAACCAUUCCUCCAAGUCAGUCACCCCUGCUUCCACUCUGACCAAAAGCGGUCCUGGACGUUGGAAAACCCCAGCAGCGGUACUGCCCACCCCUGUCGCUGUCUCCCAGCCCAUUCGAACAGACCUACCUCCACCACCCCCUCCACCUCCUGUUCACUAUACCAGUGAUUUUGAUGGCAUUCCAGUGGAUUUGCCCCUCCCACCUCCACCUGCCAACCAGGUAGGACCCCAGUCUGCUCAGGUGGCUGCUGCAGAGCGGAAAAAGAGAGAAGAGCAUCAGCGGUGGUAUGAGAAAGAGAAGGCCCGCCUCGAGGAGGAACGGGAGAGGAAGCGCAGGGAGCAGGAGCGGAAGUUGGGGCAGAUGCGCACGCAGUCCCUGAACCCCGCUUCCUUCUCUCCUUUGGCCACACAGGCCAAGCCCGAAAAGCCUUCCACACUACAGAGGCCCCAAGAAACAGUCAUUCGGGAGCUGCAGCCCCAGCAGCAGCCCCGCACAAUUGAGCGCAGGGACCUCCAGUACAUCACCAUCAGUAAAGAAGAACUGUCCUCUGGUGAUAGUCUGUCUCCAGACCCCUGGAAACGAGAUGCCAGGGAGAAGCUGGAGAAGCAACAGCAAAUGCACAUUGUGGACAUGCUGAGCAAGGAGAUCCAUGAGCUGCAAAACAAGGUGGACCGCACUGCAGAGGAGAGUGACCGCCUGCGGAAGCUAAUGCUGGAGUGGCAGUUCCAGAAGAGACUGCAGGAGUCCAAGCAGAAGGAUGAGGAUGAUGAAGAAGAGGAAGAUGAUGAUGUGGACACCAUGCUGAUCAUGCAGCGUCUGGAGGCCGAGCGGAGAGCCAGGUUGCAGGAUGAGGAGCGCAGGCGCCAGCAGCAGUUGGAAGAGAUGCGCAAACGAGAAGCAGAAGACCGAGUAAGACAAGAGGAAGACCGACGCCAUCAGGAGGAGGAGCGAGUAAAGAGAGACGCUGAAGAAAAGAGGCGACAGGAGGAAGGGUAUUACAGCCGCCUAGAAGCUGAGAGGCGCAGACAGCACGACGAGGCAGCACGCAGGUUGCUGGAGCCCGAAGAGCCUGGGCUGAGCCGACCUCCACUUCCACGGGACUAUGAGCCCCCACCCCCGUCCCCAGCACCCAGCGCCCCUCCUCCCCCACCUCAGCGGAACGCCUCCUACCUCAAAACACAGGCCCUCUCCCCAGACUCGCUGUUCACUGCCAAGUUUGUUGCGUAUGAUGAUGAGGAGGAGGACUGCGGCCCAGCAGGACCACACUCUUACACUGGAUCUGCUGGGACAGCUUUGGGGGCCCAUGAUGCUCCUUGGGACCCAAGAGAGAAGCACACUAGAAGCCAAGAUGCAGACUUACCUGGCAGUUCUGGAGCCCCUGAAAACCUGACAUUUAAAGAGCGUCAGCGCCUGUUUUCACAAGGUCAAGAUGUGUCUGACAAAGUGAAAGCGUCUCGUAAAUUAACAGAACUGGAGAAUGAACUGAACACCAAGUGAGAGGACAGAGAGAGCACUGUGCUCACACGAGUCUGCCCUGGGCAGUGGUUUAUGGGGUGAGCCUGAGGAGGAGGGGACAGUUCUGUGUCUAAGUGAUUUCUCAUUUCUGUUUCUAAAAUGGUUACAAGUUAGAGAUGUUCCAAUUCUAAGAAAUCUUGUUUUACUUUACCAAGAAAAUCCUGCCUAGUUCUCAUUGAUUUGACUCACAUGAAGUUAUCUUUUUUUUUUUUUUUUUUUUUUUUUGGUUUUUCGAGACAGGGUUUCUCUGUGUAGCUUUGCGCCUUUCCUGGAAAUCACAGAGAUCCACCUGGCUCUGCCUCCCAAGUGCUGGGAUUAAAGGCGUGCGCCACCACUGCCCGGCAAAGUUAUCUUUUUUUGUUAGCUUCUUUGGGGAGUCUUAGGCUCACAGGGCAGAGUGAAGGGCAGUAAAGAUCACAGGGUAUUUCCUCUACCCUCUCUUCCCAUCAUCAUUCCAAGGACAGUAGGCCAAGAAAAGAUCUUUCUGUUCUUUCUCAAAACUCCACUUGGCUACCAGACAGUGACAGCUAAAGAACACAGACCAUUGCUGUGUUCUAGUGGAGCCUGUGUUCAGGAGACACAGGACCUGGCCUGGAGCUGCCUCCUCCCUAGCCCCAGGGCAGAUGUCCCCACUGUACCUUCUGUAAUGUGCAUGAGGUGACUGGAUGGAGUUUCUCAUAUGUAAGGUGCACAACACAUCAUUCUUGACAAAUGUGAGCCCCCUGAUCAAUACUAAAUGUUUGAGAUUGAGUAUCUAAUUAAUAAUUCAAUUUUGAAAAUUCUCAAAAUUUUAAAGAUUUAAUCUUAGGGGAUUUUAUUUCAUAAAUACCAAAUCAUCAUUAGACUAAUCAAUGGUGAAAAUUAAAGAUGACGGUUAUGUUAGGAAGUUACCUGAUACUUCAGAUAUUCCAAAGGAUCUAGAGUUCUCGAGCUAACAGCCUUCGUGUAGGUAGGAGCAAAGACAUCUGAGGAGAGUGGGAGCUCACAGGCG
Molecule: messenger RNA, 6555 nt
Organism: Peromyscus eremicus (cactus mouse)
Lineage: Eukaryota; Metazoa; Chordata; Mammalia; Rodentia; Cricetidae
Gene: Afdn
Product: afadin, adherens junction formation factor
Exons: 34
Coding region: 66-5546 (1826 amino acids)
Biological process (GO): regulation of protein localization; signal transduction
Cellular component (GO): adherens junction
Molecular function (GO): cell adhesion molecule binding
Source: RefSeq, a predicted model, not a curated record